Jaminaea rosea is the source of this 2610-nucleotide messenger RNA. RefSeq lists its product as hypothetical. The record is from RefSeq and is a predicted model, not a curated record. Gene Ontology annotation, molecular function: crossover junction DNA endonuclease activity; 5'-flap endonuclease activity. The transcript has a single exon. Gene Ontology annotation, biological process: double-strand break repair via homologous recombination. Bases 265 to 2178 code for a protein of 637 amino acids. Lineage: Eukaryota; Fungi; Basidiomycota; Exobasidiomycetes; Microstromatales. Gene Ontology annotation, cellular component: Slx1-Slx4 complex.
UUCGAUGAUACCACUCAUUUCUCAGCAUACAAGCAGCUCAGUCGCGGCUGUCGCGUCAUUUCAGUCGGUCAUGGGAGCAUCUUAAGUCGAAGACAGCUCGUCAAUUGAUUGGUCCUUGGCGAUUCUCGGCGUCAUUCCAGACGUGCGGUCGCAAGGUGGCUGCGAGGCCGACUCGUUCUGACCACGAGGACAGGACUGAGCAACAAGGGCUUGGACGACUAAAGUAGGAGCAACAUAGCCUAGAGACUACCCCAGGUGCCGAACAUGUCUUCCCUCCUCGCUCCUACCACACCGUCCUUCUACGCCGUCUACCUGCUUCGAUCCUACCCACCUGCCAAGCCAGGCACCUCUGCCUCUUCUUCCUCCAUCCCUAAACCCUCAACGAAAACCUACGUCGGCUCCACCCCCUCACCCCGUCGUCGCCUCCGUCAACAUAAUGGCCAACUCACAGCUGGAGCACAGCGGACACGCACAGGUCGGCCGUGGGAGAUGGAACUCCUGGUAUGGGGCUUCGGGAGCAAGAUUGCAGCAUUGCAAUUUGAAUGGGCGUUCCAGAAGCCACACCUCUCUCGCCAUCUCAAGGAGAUCGAGGGACAAGGGAAAGCAAUCUGGCCUGGAAAGGGCAAAAGGGGCAAGCAGAGCCCUACUAACAUGGUGCUAGUCCUUCGCGGGUUGCUGAGGAGCGAGCCCUUCUGUCACUGGGGCCUCAGGGUGACGUUCUUAGCUGAAUGGGCUUGGAAGGCUUGGAAGCGGUUGGAUGAGGAGGAAGAUGCACGUCGCGCCACAAAGGAGUCGAACGGUGCCUCGUCUAGUUCACAGCUACGCUCGGAGGGUAGACAGACAAGUAGAACCCUACCGCCGCGCCAUCUCAGCCCGGCGAUCCGGUGCGACUUUACUGGUCCUCUAGGGACGAGGAAACCAUUGGUAGCGUACAGUGCGGUGGAGAAGGAGUGCAUGGGGCUGAAGCAGAUUGAGACAACCACAUCUUCUGCAUCAACGAAGAAGGGCAAGGGUAAAGGCAAAGCGAAAGAGCAGCCGCCACUGUCGCCAUCGAGGGGGGCCAACUCAACAUGGCACGAGACUCUCCCCAUCGGUGCUACGCCGCGAGGAAUGGGCGUGACGUGGCACGAGCUUGAAAACGAAGUGCCCGUCGUGCCGGCUGUGGUGCCUACGGUGGAGCAAGGGGAUGGAGAGGAGGAGGUCUGGCCGCCCAGGAUGGCCAUGGAUGAUGCCGACUUCACCUUCCUCACCCUGCAUCGUCUGCGCCGCUUCCUCACUCAUCACGUCUUAUCGCCUAUGGAUCUUGUCAUCCCGACCAACACGAUCAGCAGCUCCUCUCGACCUCGUCAGCUCGCACACUCGAUCAAGUGUUCCUGCUGCGACAAUCCCAUCGAUAUCCGUGACUACACCUCCUGGACUCUCUGUCCCUCGCCCUACCACCGCCUCACACCACGGCCAAUACAUGAAGCAGAAGAAGAGCGCACCGUGGACGGCGCUGUAGCGCUUGGCCAAGAGGAGCAGCUCGAGAGGUCGCACUGCGCUUCUGCCUUUCAUUUGACUUGCCUGUCGAAGCGGUGGCUGCAAGAGGAAGGCGGGAAAGCGAAGGAGAAGGAGAUCCUUCCUCUCACCGGUCACUGCCCCACGUGCUCUUCUGCGAGGAACGGCAGCCAUCGUCGUGCUCGAGAUGAGUCGUCAUUGGGCCUCUGGUCAGACGUAGUACGCUCAGUUUACCGACGCAAAGAGUGGCUCGAGGCUGGUCAGCUGGACUUCGAUGCUUUGGGCCGGGUGACUAGUAAGGCGAGGAAGCGAAGAAGGGUGCAAGAGGACACGGCACCCGCCAGUAGUGGGGAGGACAGCAGCGAGAGCGAGAGCGCUGCGGAGGAAGAGGAGCAGGAGCAGGGGCAGGAGGAGGCAAUGUCGAGCGAAGGGAGUCGGGAAGUAUUGAUCGUCGAGAAGAAGGUGGGCCGACCAAAAGGAAGCAAGAACAAGCGAAGGGACUUUCAAGCUGUCGAGCCCGCGGCCGAAGCACCUGCGCAACCGACAAAACGGGUCGGUCGGCCACCUGGUAGUGCCGAGAGUGCCUCGCCGACGGAGAAGGCGCCAGCUGAGAAGUCGCGGUCGCCACCACCGCCAUCAGGCACAAGCCUUCUCAACUCAUUGGACAACCUAUUUGGAUAGAUUUGCUAAUUGCGAUUCGACGAUAUCCAUCUGCACAAGCGUUCUGCGCCGGCGCAGGGCUACACUAGCUCUGCUUUUGCUCGUCCUGGUACUGCGCUACCGCCCAUUCCCUUUGUCUGCUUCCCCUCGCCCAUCUCAUGUCAGCGCCACGAGACGUUGCUGCCGCUCACUUCGACUUCUCAUUCUCGGCAUACGUGUUCUUGAAGGGGAAGUUGCUAGUCGCCUUGUCCUUUGCACUUGCAUCUCCGGCCUUCUUCUUGUUCUUGGCCAUGUCUCCCCCGAACAUGAGGACGAACAAUCCCCAAGCAGCCAAGCCUGCGUGGGGCAGAGCGAGGAGCAAGCCGAAGUUGCCAGUUCCAAGCUCAGAGGGUGUGGCAGCCUCAGCUGCAGAGGGCGCUUUGCCUACCGAAAGGUAAGACUGAGCGGCGAUGG